Molecule: messenger RNA, 945 nt
Organism: Alnus glutinosa
Lineage: Eukaryota; Viridiplantae; Streptophyta; Magnoliopsida; Fagales; Betulaceae
Product: histidine-containing phosphotransfer protein 1-like
Exons: 6
Coding region: 225-680 (151 amino acids)
Biological process (GO): cytokinin-activated signaling pathway; phosphorylation; phosphorelay signal transduction system
Cellular component (GO): cytoplasm; nucleus
Molecular function (GO): histidine phosphotransfer kinase activity; protein histidine kinase binding
Source: RefSeq, a predicted model, not a curated record
GGCAAGUCCUUUGCACUCUUUCCCAAACAACCCCUUUGAGCGUUUUGCACAGUAAAUAGACAGACCAGUCCUUUAUCAUCUCUGAUUAGCGAUUACCACACUAUUUAGCCAAAACCCUCCUAGUCUUCGAGAUGGGCCUUUGAGAUUGAGGUCUGGUUCGGUGCCACACAUCGUUUGGCAGUCAUUAUUGGUGAGUGAUAAAAUUCACAGUUGGGAAAGCGACCAUGGACGCUAUGAGCCAGUUGCGGAGACAGUUGCAUGAACACACUGCUUAUCUACGUAAAGAGGGAUUUUUGGACGACCAGUUUGAACAACUUCAGAAACUGCAAGAUGAGAACAGCCCAGAUUUUGUGGUUGAGGUUGUGUCUAUUUUCUUUGAGGAUUCUGAGAAGCUCCUCAACAACAUGGCCAGAGCUCUAGAACAGAAAAUUGUGGAUUUCAAACAGGUAGAUGCCCAUGUUCAUCAGUUCAAGGGCAGUAGCGCCAGCAUAGGUGCAAUGAGAGUUAAAAAUGUGUGCAUUGAGUUCAGGAAUUAUUGUGAAGCCCAGAACGUUGAAGAAUUGUUUGGGUGCAGGUGUUUUAGAUGUAUACAAAAGCUGCAAUAUGAAUACGCGUUACUGAAAAACCAGCUUGAAUAUUUAUUCAGGGUGGAACAGCAGAUCCGAGCUGCUGGUGGGUAGUCUUGAUGUCAUCCAUAAAGGCAGAAACGAAAAGUGAAGGAUUUGAUGUUAGAGAUUAUAGUGUUCUAUGAGCUUUACGGUAUUGAAAUUAAUCCUCUUAGACUUACUGAAGGAUUCCUCUAGAUUUAUGUCUAAAGCUUAUACAUACGAGAGAAAAAUGCUAAUGUGAAUAAACAUUUCUACCUUUUUCUACAGAACAUAUAGUUUAUCUGGGACUUUGGAUGUGAACAUAUAUGAAAUUAAUACUCUUAGACUUAACAAUUAA